AUGAAUAAACAAGAACGAUUUGAAUAUUGGACAAAAUUUGUUAUUCAUCAUCCGAAAGCAAAUAUAUUUGAUGCUAAACAAUUUUUUAUUGAUAUGAUUGAAAAAAAUUUUUUAACUAUUCUUAAUUAUCAACAAAAACGACUUGUAACAAUGAUGAAUAUAUAUAUUAAAGAAAAUAGAAAUUUUUUAUCAAAACAAUUAAAAUUAAAUUCAAAUGAAUGUCAACAAAUUUGUAAAAAAGCAUUAGAAAAAUUUAUUCAAUGUGAUUUUACACAUAUGACAUUACUUGAUAUUGAUUUAAUUAAUAAUGCUUAUCAAUCAAGUGAUCCUAUUGAAUAUCCUAUUGAUGAUUUACAAUUAAGAAUUAUAUUUGAUAUGAUUGCAGUACUCCAUGAAGUUUUACGAUCCGCAUCACAAUCAUUAACCUAUUCAUUUGAAUAA
Rotaria sordida is the source of this 441-nucleotide messenger RNA. The record is from the annotation of a GenBank genome assembly. NCBI's taxonomy places the organism in Eukaryota, Metazoa, Rotifera, Eurotatoria, Philodinida, Philodinidae.